Cotesia congregata is the source of this 621-nucleotide messenger RNA. The record is from the annotation of a GenBank genome assembly. Lineage: Eukaryota; Metazoa; Arthropoda; Insecta; Hymenoptera; Braconidae.
AUGAUCAUCAGUCGGAUUAAUUUAAGUUCAUUGGUGCUCAUCAGUUUUUUCAUUAUUUUCAAUGUUGAUCAAGGAUUGUCAUUGAAGUGUUAUCAAUGCACUUCUCUCAGCAAUGAAACAUGUUGGACUGAACCUACAAAAACUGAUUUAAUGGACUGCAGAGAAGAUACUAGUACCACAACACCAUUAAAUAAUGAAACAACUAUUGUUACUACACCUCCAACGACAGUGACAACUGUGCCUCCUUCCCCAACGACAGUAAUUACAACUGCGCCUCCUUCCUCCGCGACAGUAGUUACAACUGCAGCUCCAUCAGGAAAUUCUACAGGAAAUUCAAGUGCAGCUACUUCAUCAGAUGCCCUUUAUAAACGACUAAGACGUUUUGUAGACACUCGUGCUGAUGAAACUUGGGAGUGUGUCAAACUAGUAAGCAAAGAAGGAGACGUAGAAACAAUCACCAGACAAUGUGCAAAGAAGAGUGUAUCAUAUUGCAACGGAAAAGAUGAAAACUCUUGUUUUGUCUGCAGCGACAAGGAUGGAUGUAAUUCUGCUUCGAGUAUUGGAUUACAGUUAGUUUCUAUGGUUUUGCCUGUAGCCGUAGCACUGUUCUUAGCACGAUAA